AUGGGCCCCUGUACCGCCUCCUCAUGCUGCUGCCAGGCCCGUAAUCUGCCAUGGGCCCCCGUACCGACUCCUCAUGCUGCUGCCAGGCCCGUAAUCUGUCAUGGGCCCCUGUACCGCCUCCUCAUGCUGCUGCCAGGUCCAGAGUGUGUCAUGGGUCCCUGUACGGCCUCCCAUUGCUGCUGUCUCCAUCGCCACACUCUGCCAUGUGCCACUUUCAGGUCUCCUCACACUGCUGGUGGGUUCCAUUUUGUCAUAGAGUGCUGGCAGAUUACGGGCCUCCCAUUGCUGCUGCCAGGCCCGUAAUCUGCCAUGGGCCCCCGUACCGACUCCUCAUGCUGCUGCCAGGCCCGUAAUCUGUCAUGGGCCCCUGUACCGCCUCCUCAUGCUGCUGCCAG
Messenger RNA from Staurois parvus, 395 nucleotides. Lineage: Eukaryota; Metazoa; Chordata; Amphibia; Anura; Ranidae. The record is from the annotation of a GenBank genome assembly.